CCUUCGUCCAUCACAUCCCCACCCGUUGUUUGUUCAUUGAUUUGCUUCUCAGCGCCAUCGACACCCGCCGCCUAUUCGACAAAAUGCCUACAAGCAAGAAGCGCAAGAGUGUGCCGCCGGUGAGCGCCAUGGACCACAUCAGCGCCCUCCCUGAUCAUAUACUCCACCACAUGCUCUCCUUCCUCCCAGCUCAGCUGGCCGUGCAGACUUGCGUGCUCGCCCGGCGCUGGCGCCACCUCUGGAGAUCUAACACAGGCCUGCGCAUCCAUGGCCUUGACAAUGAGAAUUCAGUCAAAGUCAAAGACCUCCGGAAGUUCGUGGACCAUCUGCUGAUCCUGCGUGAGCGUGCCCACCUAGAUACUGUUCAGAUCGCUUUCAAUGAAUACGACGAUGAUGACCUGCCCGAUGUGAACCUAUGGAUCCGUUUUGCUGUGAUGUGCAAAGUUUGGGUGCUCACCCUUCAUAUCCUUCAGGGUUUCUACCUCGACCUGGAUGACCUGCGUCUUGUCUCUCGGCAUCUGGUAACAUUGGAUCUUCUUGGUGUAGCUCUACAAAAGACAUCUCUUGAUUUUACUAGCUGUUCAGCAUUGGAGGAUCUGAAGAUGAAUGAGUGCAAGAUCACUGCUGAUAGGAUAUCGUCUCAUUCACUUAAGCAUUUAAGCAUCAGUUAUUGCUAUUCUGACUCAAUUCGCCGGGUCCGUAUUUCUGCUCCAGGCCUUGUCUCUCUAAAACUACAAGACUUUAUUGGUAUAACCCCUUUUCUUGAAGACAUGCCGCUGCUACAGGCUGCAUAUGUGAAUCUUGGCAGUGAAUGCAUGGAUUUCUGUUUGAAUUAUGACUAUGGUGUUUCCUAUGGAGCUAAUAAUAAUACAUGUGAGAAUUGUGUUCCUAUCAACAAUGAUUGCAGCAGGGAAUGUGUGAUUCUGAGUGGUAUCUCGAAUGCUAAACAUCUGGAGUUGAUAUCUGAAUUUGGAAUGUUCAUUUUCAGAAGAGAUUUGAACCACUGCCCUACAUUUAGCAAGUUAAGGACUUUAUUGCUCAAUGAGUACUGGUGCGAGACUCGUGAAUUGGAUCGACUAGCUUGCAUUCUGAAAAAUUCACCAGUUCUAGAGAAGCUCACUCUUCAACUUUUUUCCAAGGGACCAAAUCAUAAAGUGGAAAUUAAAGGAAGCUACAGUUCAGUGGAGAAAUCUUCUGCAAUAUCAAAGCACCUUAACAUAGUCGAAGUCAAGUGUGAUGAGAUUGACGAGAGAAUCCUCAAUGUUUUGAAAUUUCUGUAUGCAUUUAACAUAUGGUUCAGUUUCGUGUAAGGGUCAGAAGAUCUGGGUUGCCAGUGGAUCUGCCAUCUCUUGACUAUUCAUAAAGUCAAGGCUGAAGCAUAUAUGCUGCUACAAUGUUUCUGCCAAUUCGUUGUUUCUGCGUCUUAUGCCAAUUCUACCCAGAGGAACGGUGUAGAAUCUGCGGCAUAUAAAUUAUGAACUCUAGACAAUGUAGCCGGACUUGGUUUUGUUGUAUCCUGUAAUUCCUGUUGCACUUUGGUUGAUGAUGCUGAAUUUAGUCAGCUGUUUGACUGGUUACUGCUCUCCUAGCAUUUCCUUUUGGCUUCGGCGUACUAGUUCUUGUGAUUUGAGACCCAUUUGUUAUGUAUCCUUUUCCAAGAUUUGGACCUGUGAAAAAAUUAAACAUGAGGUGUUA
Hordeum vulgare subsp. vulgare (domesticated barley) is the source of this 1695-nucleotide messenger RNA. Its product is annotated as F-box protein At5g03100-like. The transcript is spliced from 4 exons. The record is from RefSeq and is a predicted model, not a curated record. Bases 84 to 1310 code for a protein of 408 amino acids. Lineage: Eukaryota; Viridiplantae; Streptophyta; Magnoliopsida; Poales; Poaceae. Gene Ontology annotation, molecular function: protein binding.